AUGGCCGGCGAAUGCUCGCUGCACUUGCGGCCUCUACACGACGACGGCAAUAGCGAGGACUCGGGUGCAUACGUGCACUGCGUCUCUCCAGGCGACGCGGAGCGUCUACCGACUGACGCGUCAUGCAACGAGCGAGACGGAGAAGAAAGCAGCGCUGCUGAGCUCAAGCUGGUGCGAUUCGCGCCAGGAAGCACAGAUGAAGUUGUAGUCGAUGUUGGCGACGAACAGAGCAGAACCGACCUUGGCCACGACAGACUCGGCAGCAUUCUUCACGCGCCAGACAUCCAGUGGACACUGAAGACGCGCGCGUUUCGCACGUGUCUUGUGUUGGCCAUGCCCUGGGCUGCCUACGCAAUUCUUGACACAGUCUUCACGAAUACGCGGAUGUCGUACUUGGAGUCCAUGGGCAUCUCUGACUUUGUGCCGCGAUUUGUGCCGAGUCUCAUCCAGUUUUUCCUUGGACCAAUCCUUGGCGCCAUGUCGGAUCGCUCUCUGUCGAAGUAUGGAAGACGCAAUGCCUUUUUGAUGGCGGCUGCAGUCAUCGUCACUGUGACAGGGUUGCUGUAUGGGUCAGCCAAUGUGUUGUUCCCCAAUUUCCAAGACUUGACGAAACUGCUUCUUGUGCUGCUCACCGUUGGUGUGCUGCUAUUGAAUAUCGGAUUGCGAGCUCGCAUUAUGGAUAUGGUGCCGAUCGAGUUUCAGGUUCAUGCCCAAGCCACGCUCGCGAUGUAUGAAGGCGUGGGUGCUCUGCUCGGGUCGCUUCUGUUUAGGAGCACGUCCGACGCAGUGGUCUUUGCGAGUGCUAUCAGCGGCAAGGAGAUAUUGAAAGCCUUUGGAUUCGCCAUGGCCGCCAUCUUCAUUACCACUACAGUGUGUAUUUACUUGCGGCCAGAGCAUCCUCAGGACAAACCCAUAUUUCAACCUCGGCUCACCCGCGUCGGCCGUGAAGCGUGGCAGCAAGUUGUGCACGCGCCGAAAGUCUUUCGGUUUUUAUGCGUCGUGUACUUUGUGCUGUCUUUCGCUUGGUUAAGUUUUUCGGAUGGAGUUUACCAAUGGUGGGGCGCGAACGUAUACGGAGGCUGCAAAGCUGCAGACUGCGACGAUAACAGCCAAAUUGCUUACAAGAGAGGACUCAACACAGCGAACACAGCGCUUAUCUCUCAGAAUGGCCUCAUGGCGGUGAUUUGCUUCAUUGUGCUACUGAUCAUGCCACGAGUUCCCGAUGCAAGCUACCUCAAACGCUUCACCGUGCUAGGACUCGCGAUCGGAACCUGCGCGCUCGUGGUUGCAGUUUCAGUGGGGAGCUUCUCCAAGGAGGUGGCGUUUGCCAGCUUCGUCAUUACAGCCUUUUACCAAACGGUUGCGAACAUCUUUCCCUUUUCGAUCGUUGGAAUCAUGGGCAAGGAGCUGCAGACUUCGGUUCAUGGAUUCAACAACAACGGACUCUACGUCGGAGUGCUCAUGCUGUUCGAAGCAGCGUCAGACUUGACCGUACAAGUCUAUGGUACCGAGAGCUUGUCGCCGCUGGGCGCGGGAAAUGUGCUCACACUCCCGUGCAUCCUGUUCGGGGUCGGAAUUGCGUGUACGGCCAGCUUCGUGGCAAUGCUUGAUCGUCGUUGA
Phytophthora sojae is the source of this 1620-nucleotide messenger RNA. RefSeq lists its product as hypothetical. The coding region runs from base 1 to 1620 and encodes 539 amino acids. The record is from RefSeq and is a predicted model, not a curated record. Lineage: Eukaryota; Oomycota; Peronosporomycetes; Peronosporales; Peronosporaceae. Gene Ontology annotation, cellular component: membrane. The transcript has 5 exons. Gene Ontology annotation, biological process: transmembrane transport. Gene Ontology annotation, molecular function: sucrose:proton symporter activity.